Messenger RNA from Ipomoea triloba (trilobed morning glory), 1077 nucleotides. RefSeq lists its product as uncharacterized. Gene Ontology annotation, molecular function: DNA helicase activity. Gene Ontology annotation, biological process: telomere maintenance; DNA repair. The record is from RefSeq and is a predicted model, not a curated record. The transcript has a single exon. Lineage: Eukaryota; Viridiplantae; Streptophyta; Magnoliopsida; Solanales; Convolvulaceae. The coding region runs from base 1 to 1077 and encodes 358 amino acids.
AUGCGAGAUAUAUUAAGAUUUGUUAAUCAAAACAGUGCCCAUAGGACUUUUGGAGGUAAAAUAGUUGUAUUCGGAGGCGACUUUAGGCAAAUUUUACCUGUGGUGCCAAAGGGAUCAAGACAAGACAUUGUUUCUUCAGCUAUCAAUUCAUCAUACCUUUGGAAGCAUUGCAAAGUUAUGUGCCUAACCAAGAAUUUGAGGUUAAAUAGUAUGCAACCUGGUUUGGAUCAACAACGGAUGGAACAAUUUGCAGAUUGGCUUUCUUCAAUAGGUGAUGGUACUAUUGGAGAAGAUAACGAUGGUUACGCUGAGGUUGAUAUCCCUUCUGAAAUGUUGUUGAAAUGUGAUGGUGAUCCUAUUGCAACUAUUGUUAACAGUACUUUCCCUCAGUUCAACGGUGGUAUAAUUGAUGGUAGCUGUUUUUAUAGCACUGCUAUUUUAGCACCAACAUUACAAGUUGUCAAUGAAGUGAAUGAAUAUAUGUCGGACUUGACUAUAGGUGAAGGGAAGACAUAUUUUAGUUCUGACACCGCUUGCAAAGCUGAUGGUACUUCUACUGUACUGGCAGAUGUCCAUACACCUGAAUUCUUAAACACUAUUAGAGCUUCAGGGUUGCCAAAUCAUGCUUUAACAUUAAAGGUUGGGUCACCUGUAAUGUUAAUGAGGAAUAUUGAUCACAGUCUAGGACUAUGCAAUGGUACUAGAUUGGUUGUUACAAGAUUAGCUGAACAUGUGGUUGAAGGAAGUAUACUUGCAGGACCAAAUGCUGGCACUAGGGUUUUGAUUGCUAGAAUGACGAUAACGCCAUCUGACACAAGAUUGCCUUUCAAGUUCAAUAGAAGACAAUUUCCUCUCAUGUUGUCAUAUGCAAUGACUAUCAACAAGAGUCAAGGGCAAACUUUGUCCAAUGUUGGUUUGAUACUUAGGAAACCAGUAUUUGUCCACGGACAACUAUAUGUUGCUGCAUCAAGAAUAAGUCAACCGAACGGCCUCAAGAUUUUAAUUUGUGAUGAUUCAAAAAGUACUCUUAGCAGUACAACUAAUGUAGUUUACAAAGAAGUUUUUAACAAUUUGUAA